Messenger RNA from Galeopterus variegatus (Sunda flying lemur), 1034 nucleotides. Its product is annotated as histone-lysine N-methyltransferase 2C-like. Lineage: Eukaryota; Metazoa; Chordata; Mammalia; Dermoptera; Cynocephalidae. The record is from RefSeq and is a predicted model, not a curated record. The transcript is spliced from 4 exons. The annotation marks the transcript as partial.
CAGUUCAAGUUCACACUGAAGAGCAACAGAAGAGUAAUUCACCAGAAAGCCUUGACACAGAUGGUCUUCUCAUUUCUGAAUCAUCCCCAAAUAAAAUGAACACUGAAUUGGAAACUCAGAUUUCUCAUGAAGUCAAGAGUGAAAAAAUGGAAAUGUCUUCUAAAGCGAUGCAUGUUUGUCAUGAAGAUCAAGAUGAAGACAAAAUGGAAGUGACAGAAAACAUUGAGGUCCCUGCACACCAGCUCAUUGUGCAGCAGGAGGAGCUGCAGUUGUUAGAGGAUCCUAAAGCAGUGGUAUCCAAAGAAGAAUCAAGGCCUCCAAAAUUAACCACAGACUCUGUCACUGUUCCACCAGAAACCUUAGUGUCCCCGCGUGAGGAAAGAACUCUGUUACAUUCUAAUGAACAGUUGGUUAUGGAAAGGGUACAAGAAGAAAUGGAACAGAAAGAAAAUUCUGAAUUUUCCACUGGGUUUAUGAACUUUGAAAUGACUCCUGCAACUGAGAGUUGUAUGAAAGAUGACUCAGGCCAAGGAGACAAAUCUAUAAAAUCAUCAUCUGAGACAGACUCAUUGUUUUCAUCGUCAGCAGACACGAGCAAGGCAUAUGUGUCUUCCUCUCCCACCCGCUCUUCAGACUUGCCUUCACAUGACAUGCUGCACAGCUGCCCUUCAGCUCUUGGUUCUUCUGCUGGAAGCAUCAUGCCAACCACGUACAUCUCAGUCACUCCCAAAAUUGGCAUGGGUAAACCAGCUAUUACGAAAAGAAAAUUUUCUCCUGGUAGACCUCGGUCCAAACAGGGGGCUUGGAGUACCCAUAAUACAGUGAGCCCACCUUCCUGGUCCCCAGACAUUUCAGAAGGUCGGGAAAUUUUUAAACCCAGGCAGCUUCCUGGCAGUGCCAUUUGGAGCAUCAAAGUGGGCCGUGGGUCUGGAUUUCCGGGGAAGCGGAGACCUCGUGGUGCAGGACUCUCAGGACGUGGAGGCAGAGGAAGGUCAAAACUCAAAAGUGGAAUUGGAGCUGUUGUGUUGCCUGGG